UUAUUACCUACUUAUCGGUGUACUCAAAAGCCUACAUCAAAAAGCCAGACACAUCAACAAACACUUGUCUCCCGUGCCGAAAAAGCUCUGAGCUGCUCCAUUGGAAAGUGAACUCUAGGACGUGCUACUAAAUUUGCAGAGAUGUUUGGCAUCUUCAACUUACUUAUUGGGUCCGUCUAUCCAGUCAUUGCCUCAUUCAAGGCAUACGACAGCUACUCACGCCUCGCCACAAAGACCGGUGCCACAACGUUCACGGUCAAAGGCGUGUCGAUCCCGUUGGGCACCAUAUUGAGAAAAGCCACGGCUGCCGAGGCGCAGAUCGAGGAGGACACCUUGAACUACCGCUUGCUCAGCGUGCAAAUGUGGUUGAUAUACUGGAUAGUGAACGCCACCGUGCGUGCGGCCGAAACCGUGCUACAUCUCGCAUGGCUCCCUCUUUACUCGAUCGUCCGCUGUAUGUUCUCCCUCUGGCUCGUAGCGCCCAUCAUGGUGAGCAGUGCCAGGCUCAAGAGCUCGCAGGUGAUGUCGUUCAACGAUGUCCAGCAAGAGUGGGCCGACUUUUCCAGCCAGGGCUGCGGGUUGGUGUAUUUCAGAUACUUAAGGCCCUUUUUCGACAAGCACGCGGGCUUGUUGAGCCAGCUCAGCGCAGAGCCGCUCUUGGCGUAUAUCAGUGGGCUGGUGGUGCUUCCGUUGGCGCAGCGGGCCGGGUUCUGGGCUCUUGCGCGCGGCGCGCUGCAACCGUCGGCCGGGUACGCGGAGACGAUAGCUGGGUAUACGGGGUUCUCCUGGCCGGGCCGGGGCAGGGCCGGGCCCGAAGCCAAGACCGCGGCCUUGGAGGAUAUCUCCGACUAUGACGUGGUAGAUCGGCCUGGCGGCACCGAGGAGCCUGCGGCGAGACAGCGUGCCGCGGGCCAGGCGGAGCCCCCGGCGGCGUCGGCGGGCCAGGCGCCGCAGCACCGGCAGCCGUGGUUCUGGUAGCGCGUGGCAUCGACGUUUCCCGGCAGUGGGGUGCGGAGUCUUUAUGGAACCUAUAUAAGCUGAAUUCAAACCCAGUCCCAUCC
Molecule: messenger RNA, 1061 nt
Organism: Metschnikowia bicuspidata var. bicuspidata NRRL YB-4993
Lineage: Eukaryota; Fungi; Ascomycota; Pichiomycetes; Serinales; Metschnikowiaceae
Exons: 2
Coding region: 142-978 (278 amino acids)
Source: RefSeq, a predicted model, not a curated record